Messenger RNA from Acomys russatus (golden spiny mouse), 2074 nucleotides. It is a transcript of the gene Cstf2t, whose product is annotated as cleavage stimulation factor subunit 2 tau variant. Gene Ontology annotation, cellular component: mRNA cleavage and polyadenylation specificity factor complex. NCBI's taxonomy places the organism in Eukaryota, Metazoa, Chordata, Mammalia, Rodentia, Muridae. Gene Ontology annotation, molecular function: mRNA binding. Bases 103 to 2010 code for a protein of 635 amino acids. The transcript has a single exon. Gene Ontology annotation, biological process: mRNA 3'-end processing. The record is from RefSeq and is a predicted model, not a curated record.
GUCCGGAGUCUGACAUCUGUUUCCGUUACACAGCGGAAACGUGGUUUGCCAGAGGACGACUCUUGGACGAAUUUGCACGCCGCUGUAUGCUCGGCCGGAAUCAUGUCGAGUUUGGCGGUGAGAGACCCAGCCAUGGAUCGAUCACUGCGUUCCGUGUUCGUGGGGAACAUUCCGUAUGAGGCGACGGAGGAGCAGCUAAAGGACAUUUUCUCGGAGGUUGGUUCAGUUGUUAGUUUCCGUCUCGUAUACGAUAGAGAGACCGGAAAGCCCAAGGGUUAUGGCUUCUGCGAGUACCAAGACCAGGAGACUGCGCUUAGUGCCAUGCGGAACCUCAAUGGGCGAGAAUUUAGUGGGAGAGCGCUCCGGGUGGACAAUGCUGCCAGUGAAAAGAACAAGGAGGAGUUAAAGAGCUUAGGCCCGGCAGCGCCCAUCAUUGACUCUCCCUACGGGGACCCUAUUGAUCCAGAAGAUGCUCCAGAGUCGAUUACCAGAGCCGUCGCCAGCCUGCCCCCGGAGCAGAUGUUUGAGCUGAUGAAGCAAAUGAAGUUGUGUGUUCAAAACAGUCACCAGGAAGCGCGAAACAUGCUCCUCCAGAACCCACAGUUGGCGUACGCUCUGCUGCAGGCACAAGUGGUGAUGAGAAUCAUGGAUCCGGAGAUUGCCCUGAAAAUCUUGCAUCGCAAGGUACAUGUCACGCCACUGAUCCCAGGCAAAUCUCAGCCUGUCCCUGGGCCUGUUCCUGGCCCUGUUCCUGGUGGGCCUGGCCCCGGCCCUGCCCCUGGGCUCUGCCCCGGGCCUAACGUUUUGCUCAACCAACAGAAUCCUCCAGCCCCUCAGCCUCAGCAUUUGCCCAGAAGACCUGUGAAGGACAUUCCUCCUCUGAUGCAGACGUCUAUCCAGGGGGGACUUCCAGCUCCAGGGCCAAUACCAGCUGCAGUUCCUGGACCUGGACCUGGUUCCUUAACUCCGGGAGGAGCAAUGCAGCCACAAGUUGGCAUGCCAGUGGUUGGUCCAGUGCCCUUAGAGCGAGGACAAAUGCAGAUGUCAGAUCCUAGACCUCCAAUACCUCGUGGACCCAUGCCUUCUGGUGGCAUACCUCCCCGAGGACUACUGGGAGAUGCUCCGAAUGACCCACGUGGAGGGACUUUGCUCUCUGUGACUGGAGAAGUAGAACCCAGAGGUUAUAUGGGCCCGCCUCAUCAGGGUCCCCCCAUGCACCACGGUCAUGACAGCCGUGGCCCAUCCUCGCAUGAUAUGAGGGGAGGACCAUUAGCACCAGAUCCCAGAAUGCUAAUCGGUGAGCCCAGAGGUCCCAUGAUUGAUCAAAGAGGUCUACCUAUGGAUGGCAGAGGAGGGAGAGAGUCUCGAGGGAUGGAGCCUCGGCCCAUGGAACCUGACGUCUUGGAGCCACGAGGAAUGGAGAGAAGAAUGGAAGCCUGUGCGGUGGAAACCAGAGGGAUGGAUGCAAGAGGACUAGAGAUGAGGGGCCCUGGCCCCAGCUCCAGAGCUCCAAUGACUGGUGGAAUCCAAGGCCCUGGCCCCAUUACUAUGGGGGCAGGUGGCCCUCAGGGACCUAGACAGGUUCCAAACAUUGCAGGAGUGGGGAAUCCUGGAGGUGGCAUGCAGGGGGCAGGUAUACAAGGGGCAGGUAUGCAAGGUGGAGGGAUGCAGGGGGCAGGUAUACAAGGAGCAGGGAUGCAAGGAGCAGGGAUGCAGGGGGGAGGUAUGCAAGGAGCAGGGAUGCAGGGGGCAGGGAUGCAAGGAGGAGGGAUGCAGGGGGCAGGGAUGCAGGGAGCUGGCAUGCAAGGAGCAAGUAAGCAAGGUGGAGGCCAGCCUAGCAGUUUUAGUCCUGGGCAGAGCCAGGUAACUCCACAGGAUCAAGAAAAAGCAGCUUUGAUCAUGCAGGUUCUUCAGCUGACUGCAGACCAGAUUGCCAUGCUGCCUCCUGAGCAAAGGCAGAGCAUCCUGAUCUUAAAGGAACAGAUACAGAAAUCCACUGGUGCUUCUUGAAAGGUUUUCAGUGAGGAAGUACUUAGUUUCUCCUGAGUUUAUUCUGGCAUGAAGUGGGUGCAGA